UCGACGUGGAACGGUGUCAUCGAGGAAUGACCUUCCUCUUUGCUUGAGCCGGAAUGUCGCCUGUUUCCUUGACGCUGUUGAAGAAGCACUGGAUGUGAAAAACAGCGCAAUUUCUGUCGGCGUCCAUGAUACGCGAUGCUACCGCAGCGGAUUCCAGAGCUUGAGCUCGAGCUCGGAACGGCAGCGGGAGAGAAGUAACCGCUCCCCUCUUUACUUCAGCUAACGGCAGGUUGUGCCGGUGAAGUAAGACGUAGCCCCAAAAUGGACCCCUCCGACUGAGACGCAAACACGUCUUGUGUUUUGCUCAGCAGCUGAGAUCUAUCAGCAGCAUAAGCCAUGCCUGACGAGUAAAACCCCCCUUUUUGCUCAAAGCAAUAAAAAAAACGAAAAAAAAUCCCAUCCUACAUGCCUCCCCAUGUAGAGCCCCUUCAGUGCGUCCUGCUGGAGUGAACGUCCCAUCUUCCAGAUAGGUUCUGCCUCAUCCUCCCUCCGUACAUCUCUCCACCUACCACCCAACAGUAACUACCCAUCACAAUGCUGCUCCACCUGAGAAUGGCCAACACCUGAGGUCCCAUGCGUCCAGUGAGCACCGAUUCAGACGGUCCUGCUCCUCCUGAAAAUCUCUCUUGCCCCUACCCCCUCGUGGGCCCCCUGUCUGCCUCAGAGAUGUCCCUGCUCCAGUCGCUGGGUCCAGUACAAAGCUGGCUCGGCCAAGAGCUUGAGAAGUGCGGGAUUGAUGCCAUGAUUUACACCCGCUACGUCCUCAGCCUUCUCCUGCACGACAGUUACGACUACGACCUGCAGGACCAGGAAAAUGACAUCUUCUUGGGUUGGGAGAAGGGAACUGGGAAGAAAUGGGGCAAGAGUAAGAAGAAAGGAGGGACCGAUCUGAGUCUUGAGGAAAUGAAGAAGCAAGCCGCUGUGCAAUGCCUCCGCUCUGCAUCUGAUGAAAACUCUGGAAUUGAGAGCCUGGUUGAGGAGCUUUGCUCUAAACUUAAGGACAUUCAAAACAAACAGAAAGAGGAAAAACAGAUUCAAAAGAAAUCUGAUGGCUCUCAGUCUCCAGAGCGAGCUGAGUCCCCCUCUUCAAAGGACCAGGUGGAAAUGUAUUAUGAAGCCUUUCCUCCUUUGUCAGAGAAACCUGUUUGUCUCCAAGAGAUCAUGACGGUGUGGAACAAGGCUAAGGCCUGCGCAUACUCAAGUUCAUCAUCCUCAGCAGCUCCACAGACCAGCACAGACACCUCCUCCCCGAAAGAUUGCAACAGCGAAUGUGAGGCUGCAAAGGAGCGAAACCCCGAGGCAUGUGGUACCAUCACGACUGUGACCAACGAGAGAGGCCAGCAACGGCGAAGCAAAAAAGAGAAAGAAAACCGAUACCACGGUGGUGUAGCAACGGAGGAAAAAUCUACCGUCCACUCUAAGAGACAGACGAGACACAGGUCUGAGGGCAAAUACCGGCCCAGGUCCUGGUCGUCUGGCUCUAGUGAGGCGGGCUCAAGCUCAAGUGGGAACCAGGGUGACUCCAAGUCGUCCAGAAGCAAGGCAGUUAGAAUAAGGCACAAAUCCAGGGAGGCUGGGAAGAAUAAGAGAACGCGCAACAGUGGGCAGGUGAAGCUGCAGGUGAAGGUUUUUGACAAAGAGGAGCGAAGAAACGCGGGAGGAAGCAGUAGCAGUGCCACAGGAGGCACUGUCCGACAACCACAGCUUUACAAAAAGGGGAAGAGGCCGCUGAAGGAGAUUCGUAAAGAUCCAGGCUGGGUGGAAGCAAAAGAGUCCGGAGUUGAGGCCAGAAACAAAAAGGAAUACAUGGAGGAGCCACUUUGGUACACUGAGCCCAUCACAGAGUAUUUUGUACCUUUCAGCAGCAGACAAAGCAAGCUGGAAACAAAAUAUCGAGGCAAGGUAGACUCUCCUGACGGCUUUGCCUUGUCGACCGACAUGGAGAGGCUGCCAGAGAGAAUCCAGGGAAUCUGCAUUGCCAAUGAGAGCUACCAGAGAGCAUACCUAGCAGCAGGCUCAUUCGUGGAUGGGCACUUUGUAGAAGGGCCUGGUGAUGCAGAGGAUGAAACUGCUGAACUCACUGGGACCUCAAGCUGCCCUCAGCCAGAGGAUAGUAGAGAUUUAGAUGACAAGCAUCUGUCUGAAUAUACUCACUUCUAUGAAGUUGAUAUUUAUCAAUCCAUAUUGGAUACUAGUGCCUCAGACUCGAUACAAGAGAGUCGAAUCUUAAGCAUGAUUCGACAAAAAAGCAAAGAGCAAAGAGACGUUGAGGCAGAAUGUUGUUUAGUGUUAGAUGGCCUUGAGCAGCAAGGGAAAAGUGCAAUAAGGGCAGACUCACAGGAAGCUUCGGGAUCUGUUGGAUUCUUAAUGGAGGAUCUUGAAAACAUGGCUCAAGUCUGGGGAUGUUAUUCACCGUCUACUUCAGAAGAUAUAGAUGGAGAAAGUUUCAUCGGAGACUCUCCCAUUCGGCUCUCCCCCCUUCUUGAUAGUGUUUCGUUCACCCUGAGCAAACUAUCUGGAACUCUGGAGGAGCCGCUUGUUCCUGAAGCCACCAGUGAACCAUCUGGCUUGAACUCAUCCUGCUUCUCUCUUUUCGAGCUGCAGUAUGAAAGCCCCACUUUUCCUUUUCCCCGCGACUCACUCACCGUUGCUCACGAAAACAACACAGAUUCAAGUAGCUGUCUCGACCCACAUUCUAAUAAACAGUCUCGUUUGCUAAUAUGGACCAAAAAUAGUGCCUUUGAUGAAACUGAACACUGUUCUAACCUUUCAACGCGAACUUGCAGUCCAUGGUCACAUUCAGAGGAGACUCGUUCAGACAACGAGCAAGGACAUGUUCAGACAGAGGAUGCUGCUCAAAUUGGCAAUGAAGAGAUUGAUUGUAUAAUCCCUCCUCUCUCUGGUACAUAUCUAGAGGAUGAAAUCUUGGAUUUUUUGCAAGAAGACCCUGGCCGUAAGUGUGAGGAGGUCAGUGUUAGCACAGCAUCCAAUCAGACCUUCACCAAAAAAUCUAAAUUGGAGUCCAUUUGUGGCAUAGCAUUGGAAGAGGAUGAGAGUAAACAGUACAGCACUGGCAUGUUUUCGGACAACACAAACCAACAGAGUGAUGAUUACAGCUCAGGGAUAAUAAAGGACAUUUGGACUGCAAUUGGAGAUGGCAAAUCUGCAGUGUCAAGGCAAGGAGCAGAAAAAACAAGCGAGGGGCUCUUUUCAGAUGACUCAAGCGGUUACUGCUGCAGCUGUCUGGAGGUGCAGGCGAAAGGAGUUCCGAUCCAGGGACCCCAGAAAAAAGCUGUGCAGCGGUCAGAGUAUCACCUUUGGGAAGGCAAGAAAGAAGAACAGGACUUAGCCAAAAACAAACUCUCCAAGGUAGAUGGUGCUGGGGAUUACAUGACUCCGUCCAAACCCUGGGACUUGAACUCUGACAGGGAGAGUACAUCAUUCAUCCUAGGAGGGGUGUAUGGAGAGUUGAAGACACUAAGUGGUGAUAAGAAUUGGGCUGUAGUGCCGCCGAGCGAAACUCAAGAUAGCCUGCUACAGUGUGCCGCCGCAGCCGCAUCUGCUUCUAGCUCAGACAUGCUCACCAUCACCGGCACAGAUGUGUUCAUGAACACCGGCAGCUGCUUUGCCCCUGGGCAGAGGCCCCUGUGGAGGCCGCUCGUUUCCUUUGGGCAGAGUGACCAGGCCAUUAGAGGAGGCGGAGACGGAUUGAAUAAGGGAUUUUCUUUCAUCUUCCAUGAAGAUUUGCUCGGAUCUUACGGAGGCUUGCGGGGUGAGGAGCAAGGUUUAGAAUACCCGUUUGCAUCCUUCAACCUGAACAAUCCCUUCUCUCAAGUCCUCCACGUUGAGUGUUCUUUUGAGCCUGAGGACAUGGCUUCGUUCAGUCCGGGGUUCAAGCCUAAAUCUAUUCUCUGCUCGGACUCUGAGAAUGAAGCCUUCCACCCACGAAUAUAUGGCAUCAACCGGACGCAGUAUAGGGCCAUUCGCAUAUCCCCCAGGACUCAUUUCCGGCCAAUAUCGGCCUCAGAGUUGUCUCCUGGUGGAGUGAGUGAUUCCGAGGCUGAGACUGACAAAGAGGAGAUGAGUUUUCCCGUCCUGGCGCCGGUGGACGUCUUUGAUGAUCCUCAGGCAGACCUCAAACCUCUGGAGGAGGAUGCAGAAUGUGAGGGCCCUUAUUAUGGGAAGUCAGAACUGGAAUCUGGUAAAUUCUUACCCAGAUUAAAGAAGUCUGGCAUGGAGAAGAGUGCCCAGACCUCUCUGGAUUCACAGGAGGGCUCCAGUACCCUCCUGCCAAUCGCUGAGCAAGAGAUUUGCUUAGACUGCAAAACGGCAGCAGCUGCAUCAACUGCAGAUGGACAGGUGGACAUCUCAGUUAACAAGAUUCAAAAAGAGGAAUCUUCAGAAGAAAAACAGUCCUGCUUAAGUGCACCAGCAGGUCAGAUCCCAAAGUAUGGGAUUGCUUAUGACUUUGUUGGAGAUGUGCCAGAGUUCCCUCUGUUAAAUAUAAGUGGACAGGGAGGAACUGGCAACCAGCAAGAUGAGUGCUGGUGGCAGAACACACUCUGUUCCCCCCUUUUCCCUGGAUCUCAGUGUACAGGGAGCAGCAACAUUUGAAUACUCCAGUUUUGCAGAGGACUCCUGUCGUCGAGAGGAACAGUUCCUCUCCUUUUGUGACUGGACCUCUUCCAGCAAAUAUUCAGGGUCAUCUCAGAGCUGGAAAAACCUAAUGUAGGCUAAUUUUCUGAGACACCCCUUCAAAAACCCCUCCACCCUCCCCCUACACAUAACCCCGCUGGUUUUUCAUUUACUAACUUAAACCUUGUGUAAUCAACAAUCAGAUCAACAAAAAGUGAGUGAAAAUAGGAAAACUCAAAAAAUAUGUUUUGUCUUUGAGUGAUGCCAUGUGCGGACAUGCAUUUUUAGGCAUUUUAGAAUUUGUUUCAGUUGAUUCUUCUGUACACUGGUCCUCAUUCAAGUCACACAGUUAGGUAUUAGGGACAAUCUUUUUGUUCUAUCCUUGUCAGUUUUGUUCCCACCAUGUUGCUUUUGAACUAGGAUACUGAUAGUUGGUGGUGUUUGAAUGGUUGUGCAUGUAUGUUUGUCCAGCCAGUCUCACUCCUCUUUUUUCUAGUUAAACCUAAUGUUGUGUGGAAAAAAAAAACAAAAAACGACUGCUCUCACAUCCUCUACUUACCAUCUCGUGUUCAGAAAGACAAUAUAAGAAUGUUGAGAUUUUUGAGUUGUGCCAGAAUUUGAGAGUUUAAUUUAAAUAGUUUUGAUUUGGAUGACUUUCUGAAUGUGAAGUAGAGAAUGUGUGCAGUUUUCUUUCAAGAUAUCCGUAAAAUUCCCCAUGUGUGAAAAGUUAUCAUAAAUGAGUCUGAUUUUUGAAUGGUGAUAGUCUUUCAAAAGCUAGUAGUAGACAUAGUAUGGUUUGUGAGGCUAAAAAAAAAAAUUGUUUUAAAAUAAAAAAUAAAAAAACAGGAAAUCAAAAGGAGUUUUGUUGACAAAAAAUACUAAUAAUCUACUUGAAAUGCAAUGCUGUAAACAAAUUGGGGAGGAGAAAAAAAAAGAAAAAAAAGAAGUUUGUGUUUUGGGGUAAAGACCCAUCAUGAAAAGACAUGACUACAGCCAUUUCUGCAGACACCUGUGUUGCAACUGAAUGAAACCUUGUUUUAUUUUUUUGUAAUCUCUAUGGUACAGACUAUUGGUGCUAUAAAUAUGUUCAAAAAUCUUUUUAAAGUUGCAGUUCCAUAAUAUGGCUGUGAUGAGUAGAUGGCAUAGUAGAGUUUUGUUUGUAGUCUGGACAGUCAGAAUCCAUUAAUAUCUUUUUUUUUUUUUUUUUUUUUUUUUUUGCGAAAAAUUGUGAGAAGAAGAAGAAGGAAAAAAAAGUAUUGCCUGAUUCGCGGUUCUUGCUUAAAUGUGGCUUGGUUUUUAUUUUUUAAGAUAACAUCUUAGUUUUCAGGCCUGUAACAGCUGAAGCAGAAAUAAUUGCAAUCUCAUGUUUCAACACAUCCAUUUUCAGUUCAUUGUCCCCAUGCAGAAAGGACAAAAUCAGUGUUUUACUGAUGGUUAAUUUGUCUGUGCUGCAACUAAACAAACAUAAGAAAACAAGUGGCGGGGGCGAUGGUCAAACCAAAAACAAGGCAUAAUUACACUAAGGUACAAAUGCUUUUCUUUUUCUCCAUAUGAGGUGUGUUUGUUUUUCUUUUUGGUUUACAAUAUAUCUUGUUGAAAUAUUGAGUAAUGUCUCACUCUGUGUGCGUGUGUGUGCGUGUGUGUGUGUGUGUGUGUGUGUGUGGACAUCGAAUUUGUGAAGGCACUGGUUCAGAAUGAGUGUACUAGAACUUUAAACUCAGAGAAAUGUGAAUGUACGCAGAGGCGCACGUUCACUUAAAAAAAAAAAAAAAAAAACGCAUUUGUGCCCCUCUUUAUAUUUUGAAACACACCCUGAACAAAUUGGUCAUAAAAACGGCUUGAGGUGUAGUUUACUGACCCCCUUCUUGUGACCUGUGCUUUGACGAUUACAUUUAGUUAAAAACAUCUGCAGAUAAAUGCAUUGCGCAUUUCUUCUUGCACGUUUUAUAAACCCUGUUUUUCUUUUCCUUUAACUUUUCAAACAGGUUAGGAGGGCAGGAGCAAGGUGACUUUUUGGUCACAUUAUACUAUAAAACUGAAGCACAUAACUAAAAUCAUCCCUUCAUUUAAUGGGUAAUUAAAAAAAAUUAAAAAAACAUCAGCAAUGCGAGCAUACUUGCUGUAAUGCACUGUCGCAGGUGAAGGGCAUGGCUUUUGAAACGGCUUCCUCAUUUGAAAAAAAAUGCAAAGAUUGUAAAGGCCCAGGGUCUGUUCAGUCUAAUGCCAUUUAAAACUGAAAAAGGACCCCAUCUCUCUCUCUCUCAAAUAGCUGAAAUAUGAAUGGAAGGUACUCCAACUUCAGGGUCUUGUCACCUUUCUUUGACAGUCAUCAGACACUCAGGAAUUUUUUAAUAUAUAAAGCAUAUUGCAUAAUCUACACUCAGACCUGUGGCAGUGCAUUGGAUGCAUUAAUGUAAAACCUUUCUUUGAUUGUAGAGCAGAAUUUGACAGGGGUUCUUUCCAAGCAAACUACAAAUGGACUGUCAUUAAUUUAGAGCUAUAGUUUUAGAGCGAAAAAAAAAAAAAGAAUUAAAAGAAGAUGAAGAAAUAAGCCAUUGUAGAUUGCAUAAGCAAUGUGGAGGGGAAUUCGAGAGCCCUGAGUCCUAUGCAAUACCUUGGCGCAUGUAAACAUUCAAGAGUACGUGGAGAAAUCAUUCAUCUAGUUUUGCAUGUUGAUUACUUUUAAGCGAGGGACACCUGAGAAAGGAAAAAAAAAAAUCAAACCAUGGAAUGUCUCUUUAAAAAUGCAGCAUGCAAACAUCACACUCCAUCUUUUUACGUUGGAUUAAACAAAACAUUUUGGUUUAAAAAACAAAAACAACAAAAAAAAAUAUAUAAGUGAGGUUUAAUCAGUGAUUGACAUGACUGUGCGUGUGAAUCUGUGAGUGAAUGUGUGCAAGCAGCUAAGUCACAAAGCACUUAGAUGGGAGCUGAAAGGACGCAUCACACCUUUCUCCAUUGAAUUCUUCCAUUUUGAUAGGCUAAGUGUCUCAACAAUAAAAAAUAAAUAAAAUAAAAAAAAGUAUGACGAGAAAAUGCAUUCAGUGAGGGAUUAUGCAUUGGAACGACGCUAACAGGGUGGUUGAGUUUCGAUUGCACUGUGGUCUGAAGAACAUAUCCAGCACUGAAAACUUGAGUUUUCUUCGUCUUUUCAUUCCCACCUAGAUGAUGCUCCUUCCCCCUUCCUCUUUGUUCCUAAAAAUCCCAUCUGUCCCAAAGUAGCUGUGUUGUUCUGAUUUCAUGUACACCCUGAGUAAAUUAUUUUGUUUCAUUGUGGAUUUCCUUAACAUCUAAUAAAGGAAUAAACCAAA
Messenger RNA from Scomber japonicus (chub mackerel), 7946 nucleotides. Its product is annotated as KIAA0232 ortholog. NCBI's taxonomy places the organism in Eukaryota, Metazoa, Chordata, Actinopteri, Scombriformes, Scombridae. The coding region runs from base 574 to 4614 and encodes 1346 amino acids. The record is from RefSeq and is a predicted model, not a curated record. The transcript is spliced from 8 exons.